This is a messenger RNA of Cutaneotrichosporon oleaginosum, 828 nucleotides long. RefSeq lists its product as uncharacterized. Gene Ontology annotation, molecular function: carbonate dehydratase activity; zinc ion binding. Gene Ontology annotation, biological process: cellular response to oxidative stress; cellular response to carbon dioxide. The record is from RefSeq and is a predicted model, not a curated record. Lineage: Eukaryota; Fungi; Basidiomycota; Tremellomycetes; Trichosporonales; Trichosporonaceae.
AUGUCCAACGCUACCGUCUCCGCCCCCGUUGCCGCCCCGAGCGUCAAUGUCACAUACGCUCCUCCGGCCUUCCCGGCCCUUGAGCCAUUCUUUGCCGGCAACCACCAGUUCGCGGCCGACCGCAACGCCUCCAACCCCAACUACUUCCCCAAGCUGGCUGAGGGCCAGGCUCCUCCCCUCGUUUGGAUCGGCUGCGCUGACUCGCGCGUGCCCGAGUCCGUCGUCCUUCACCAGGACCCCGGACAGGUCUUCACCACCCGCAACAUCGCCAACCAGUUCCACGCCGACGACUGGACCUCGAACGCCGUCAUUGAUUACGGUGUAGGCCACCUGAACGCAUCCCACGUCGCGAUUGUCGGCCACACCCACUGCGGUGGUGUCAAGGCCGCCUACAACAGCCCCAAGCCCGACGCUACCACCGGGCAGGGCAAGCCCGAUGGCCACGGCCAUGGCAAGGGCAAGGGCAAGGGCAAGGACAAGGACUGCGACAAGAAGGGCAAGGGCAAGGGCAAGGGCAAGGGUGGCAAGCACGAUGACCACGAGGAGGACGAGGAAGACGACGAGCCCGCCGAGGACGAGGCGCUCAACAACUUCCUUGCGCCCCUUAUCACGCUGCGCCACUCGCUCCCCUCUACUGCAACCGUCAUGGACCUGACGGUCGAGAACGUCAAGCUCGGCGUUGCGACUGUCGUCAACAGCUCGGCCAUCCAGCACGCCUGGCACGCCGGGAAGACUGUGUGCGUUCACGGUUGGCUGUUUGACAUCGGCACUGGCCUCCUGACCGACAUUGGCGUCAGCAACUGCGGCCCCGCUGGCCCUUCGCACUAG